Messenger RNA from Rasamsonia emersonii CBS 393.64, 2730 nucleotides. RefSeq lists its product as uncharacterized. The transcript is spliced from 3 exons. The coding region runs from base 1 to 2730 and encodes 909 amino acids. NCBI's taxonomy places the organism in Eukaryota, Fungi, Ascomycota, Eurotiomycetes, Eurotiales, Trichocomaceae. The record is from RefSeq and is a predicted model, not a curated record.
AUGGCGUCGGCUAGCGCUCUUCCCCAAACGCUCAAGUCCAUCAAUGCCACAAAGAUCGAGGAACAGUCCAAACAGCGCACUCUCUUUGAAGAGCGGAAGAAUGAAGUCAUGGCAGCUGCCGCGAGAGCCCCGGACCUCCGGGCCAAGGCGAGAAUAUCAACGGCCGAAUCAGAGGGCCAUUCCUCCAUCUACAACCGUGGCAAUUCAAAUUGGGAACGCAAUGGCAAUAUCAACGUCCGCCGCUUCCUCUUGCAGAGCAACUACGAUGCUUCUGUUUCUGAUGAAGUCAUCCAAGAGUGGAUAUCGCAGCUCGAACACAAACUGGCUUGUCUCACCGUCAAUCUUGAGGAGCCUCGACCGGAUGAUGAGACGACGCCUGAUAUUCGGUCCGCGUUUGAAGAAAUCGGCCGCCGGGAAAUGCAUGAGCAGCGGGCAAUUUGGGAGUCGCUCGUCUUUUCGGCCGCCGAUCUCGAUCCAACCCGCGUCGAGGAUUAUCUCGAUCGACUCUUUUGCAGGACGAAGCUCUCUAGGCAGGCUCUCAAGGAGCUCCGCGAAAGGAUCAGAAUUUUCGGCGUCGAACUGAUGGCAGAUCGAGAGUGUUUCAUCAUCCACACCCUCAAAUUGGUAAGUGCGUCGUUGCUGAGGAGUGAUCUGCUCUCUCCCGAGAAGACGGCAAUUCUGAAGGAGUUCAUGAGGAACAACGAGGUCGCCCAGGAGGUCGCAGACGUCUUGAACUUGCGGUUUGCCUUCCUAGAUAACUGGAGCUGGGAACCAGACGGUCUUCCAGUAGAAAUGCGACGGCAGCUAAAUGGCAAAUAUCGUGUCUUCAUGGAUGAGGACCUCAUCAACGCUCUUUUGCUUCACUACAUUGGCCUGAAGUGGCCUGUCAAAUUCCGGCACGUGUUCGAAAUAUUCCUGCACUCUCCUGCCUGGAAGUCCAAUGCCAGGCGCAUCCCCAGACACCAUCGGGAAAGACGCCGAUAUUUCCUGGACGAAAAGUCGAGUUCUACGAGGACUCCCUUCCACCCGCGUUGCGUGGAUGAUUUUCGCAAGGCUACAUAUGUAAAUGACUAUUUUAUGAGUCAACUUCCUAGAUCGCUGGAAGCAGACAAGCGGGACUAUGAUGCUGAAGAACAUGGCGCUGGAGGCGAUACACGCAAAAGUCCCAUUGGAACAAAGCAUUCAUUGCUCCAUCUUUUGAUUACGGAGUCUCUGGUCCAUACCACCCUUCGUGGAGAAUUUACCGUCAUCCGGUCCGACUUUAAAUGGUUUGGACCGUCUCUGCCUCACGCUUCCAUUCUCGCAGUCUUGAAAUUCUUCGGAGUCCCAGAAGACUGGCUGCGAUUUUUCAGGCGCUUUCUAGAGGCGCCGUUGAAGUUUGUUCACGAUGAUCCGCAGGCCAGAGUCCAGAUUCGCCGCAGAGGCAUCCCGAUGAGCCACUCGCUUUCCGACUGUUUCGGAGAGGCCGUUCUUUUCUGCCUGGACUAUGCCGUCAACCAGCAUGCUAAUGGUGCCUUUCUUUACAGACUUCACGAUGACUUCUGGUUCUGGGGGGAGGAAAAGACAUGCAGAAAGGCGUGGGCGGCGAUGACCGGUUUUGCGAAAGCUAUGGGUCUUGAAUUCAAUGAUGAGAAGACUGGGACUGUUCAUCUUGGGAAGAGAAGAGAUCCAACUGCUACACAGCUUGCAGCGGAAUCCGAAUACUCCUCCUCCUCGUCGUCGUCGUCUGAGGACAAUGGAGAGAGUGACGAAGAGGACAUGGAUACAAGUCCGGAUGCCAAUGAUCCUGGCCCUCUACCGGAAGGUGAGAUACGCUGGGGUUUUCUCCGGCUGGAUUCUGAACGAGGGUCCUUCCUCAUCGAUCAGGAACAAGUAGACGCCCAUAUUGACGAGCUUCAGCGGCAGCUCUCGGCCUGCAAGAGCGUCUUGGCCUGGGUGCAGGCCUGGAACGGCUAUUUUGCCCGAUUCUUUAGUAACAACUUUGUCAAACCCGCCAUGUGCUUUGGUCGUUCUCACAUCGAUAUGGUAAUCUCUACGCUGAGCCGAAUCGAGAGCACUGUCUUCUCCAAGAUCGACCCCGCAAGAGGCGGCAGAGGCGGCAGGGGUGGCAGCACCAACGUCACAGAUUACCUGCGAAGCGUGAUCGCUCAGCGCUUCAAUAUGCGCGAUCUUCCUGACGGAUUCUUCUACUUUCCGGUCGAGCUGGGCAGUCUGGAACUCCGCAACCCGUUCAUCCCGUUUCUUGCGAUGCGCGAAAACAUCAAGCAGGCCCCGCGGAAACGACUGCAGUUGGCACUGCUGAAAGAGGAGGCGGCCUAUUACUCCGCCAAGGAGAGGUUUGAGAAAGAAGGCUCCAAUUAUAGAUCCUAUCUUCGCGACCAGCCAGUCGCCUUCUUCCCUCUGGAGGAGUACAUGUUGUAUCUCGAGUCCCACAGUUCCGCUCUCCUCCAGGCUUACAAGGACCUGCUCCGAGUCCCUGACGAGGUCGGCGUUGGCCAAACCCCCGAGUUCAAAAGCAACAAGAUGUGGCUGCAGGCGAAUAACAGGAAGACGACCAAACUUAUCCGCUCGACCUGGGACCAGAUGACGCCGUACUGGAAGUGGGUCGCGGAGCUCUAUCAUCCCGGCAUGGUCCGCAAGUAUGGCGGGUUGGCUGCCGUGGAUCGAGCGUUGAUGCCGCUAGGCGUGGUCAAGGUGUUGCGGGAGGGUCGAGUAAGAUGGCAGGGAUAA